UGGGUUAUCGCAUCACUUAAUAAGUGUAUGUCAAAGAUUGACAAUAAUAUUUGGUUAACAUCUCCCGAUAAUACUAAUACUGCUGAGGUUGCCCAUGCCUUAAGCAACCGUCGUGGAAAAAUCUCAAACUAG
Molecule: messenger RNA, 132 nt
Organism: Funneliformis caledonium
Lineage: Eukaryota; Fungi; Glomeromycota; Glomeromycetes; Glomerales; Glomeraceae
Source: the annotation of a GenBank genome assembly